Hirundo rustica (Barn swallow) is the source of this 3392-nucleotide messenger RNA. It is a transcript of the gene CYRIA, whose product is annotated as CYFIP related Rac1 interactor A. The transcript is spliced from 14 exons. Gene Ontology annotation, molecular function: small GTPase binding. The record is from RefSeq and is a predicted model, not a curated record. Bases 316 to 1290 code for a protein of 324 amino acids. Gene Ontology annotation, biological process: regulation of actin filament polymerization. Lineage: Eukaryota; Metazoa; Chordata; Aves; Passeriformes; Hirundinidae.
CUGGGCCGGGCGGGCUGGGCCGCGCCGCAGCGCCGGCGGCUGAUUCGGAGGCGGCGGCGGGGGAUGGACGAAGGUACCUGCGGCGGCCAGCGGCGACGGGCGGCCCAGAUUGCAGCCUCUAUCUAAGUAGUGGGAACGUUCUGGAUCAUCUUCAACAAGACGGACACUGAAUGUUUAGCAUCACCUCUUUGGAUUUUUGAAUGUGAAUUGGAGCCACUUUAUUUCUAGGUUUGCUGGGAUGGGUAAUCUUCUUAAGGUCCUUACCAGGGAAAUUGAAAACUAUCCACAUUUUUUCCUGGAUUUUGAAAGAACCAAAUGGGAAAUCUUUUAAAAGUUCUCACUUGCACUGAGCUUGAUCAGGGGCCAAAUUUUUUCCUUGACUUUGAAAAUGCACAGCCCACGGAUGGAGAAAGGGAGGUCUGGAACCAGAUCAGUGCAGUUUUACAGGACUCAGAAAGCAUGCUUGCAGACCUUCAGGCUUACAAAGGAGCUGGACAAGAAAUUAGAGAUGCAAUACAAAAUCCCAAUGAUAUCCAGCUGCAAGAAAAAGCAUGGAAUUCAGUCUGUCCCCUGGUUGUAAGGCUAAAGCGCUUUUAUGAGUUUUCACUCAGAUUAGAGAAAGCCCUGCAGAGUUUACUGGAAUCCUUGACAUGCCCUCCCUACACUCCAACUCAGCACCUGGAACGGGAACAGGCUCUAGCAAAAGAGUUUGCAGAAAUUUUACAUUUUACUCUUCGUUUUGAUGAACUUAAGAUGAGAAACCCAGCAAUUCAGAAUGACUUCAGUUAUUACAGGCGGACAAUAAGUCGCAACAGAAUAAACAACAUGCAUCUAGACAUUGAGAAUGAAGUGAACAAUGAAAUGGCUAAUAGAAUGUCCCUGUUCUAUGCAGAGGCCACACCAAUGCUGAAAACUCUCAGUAACGCAACGACACAUUUUGUAUCAGAAAACAAAACGUUACCAAUUGAAAAUACAACGGACUGUCUAAGUACUAUGGCCAGUGUAUGUAAAGUCAUGUUGGAAACACCAGAGUACAGGAGUAGAUUCACCAGUGAAGAGACCCUUAUGUUCUGCAUGCGAGUAAUGGUCGGAGUUAUUAUUCUGUACGAUCACGUUCAUCCUGUGGGAGCUUUCUCAAAGACUUCAAAGAUUGAUAUGAAGGGAUGCAUAAAAGUUCUAAAGGAACAACCACCUGACUCUGUGGAAGGACUUCUGAAUGCUCUCAGGUUCACUACAAAACACCUGAAUGAUGAAUCUACUUCAAAACAAAUUCGAGCUAUGCUGCAGUAGCAUCCAGAGACAAGUAGAUGUUUGUAUUGAUCACAGAAGAUGUGUAUGUUUACAUAAUUUAAUACAGUUUGAUGUUAAUACUUGUGUGUAUUUACAUAACCAUUUUCUUCACAUUGCUAAAAUAUAUGAAUCUGUUCAUAACCUGACUGACUUUAUAUAGUGCAACCUAAGUUUUUAUUCUAGCCUUUAUCUUUUGACUUUUAAAAUACUUUUUUACUUAGAUACUUCAGUUAUGACAGUUUAUCUGUGCAUUUUAAUCCUUAAACACCUUCUCUAUCAGAGAAGUAGGUAGUAGGAAGACAAAAUGAAAAUCAAACUGAAAUGUCAAAGGUACCACAGAAAAGGAUCUUUAAAGAAAGUUAAUAUAAGAGAAAGCAAAAUUCAUUUGGUAUGUUUUAAAGAACAUGUGCCCAGUUUUUUGGUCAGUUUUAGGAUCUUGUCAAACUAGUAUGAAUAGGAGAAUGCCUGAAUGUUCAUCACUGUCAUAAAAUGCAUUGUCUUUCCUGUAAUAAGUGGAGAUCACCUGAUUUUAAGGAUUACGUGCUGUCUGGCAUCAAAAAAUGUAUUUCAAACAGGUAAUUUUACCUUUUUAAUUAAAUAUAACCCAUACCUUUCAACAGCUAAGGAAAUUAAUAUCCUUUUUUCAGAUGCAGUAUAAAUAAACAAAAUAUGCUUAAAGAUCAUAGAUGGAUUUUGAAAACUCUGUGUAAUUUUAUUAGAUUUAGAAAGGAAAAGGAAAAUACUAAUGCCUUGACUUAACUGGAAAAGGUUUGUCAGGGUAAUUAUAUCACAGUGAACGUUAACUACCAGAGAACUCUAGCCAGUAAGUAAUUUUUUGGCUGAUAUAAACCAGUACACUCCUGUAGCAAGCUUCCCUGGUGUCAAAUCGGCUGCGUCAGAUUGUGAAUGGUUUAAAUCUAGGAGCUGAUCUGUUCUUAGGAACUCCAUUAAGUUACUGAUAGUGUUGUUCAUUAGAUGAUUCAGAGUCAACACAGAAGAAUUUAUCAGCUGACUGCUCUUCACUGGCUUUUGAGAUAUGAUUGAUACUUCAAGAAGGUAAUUUCCUUGCUGAGUUGUUUGUUCUUACUUUCUGGUAAAUUUUCCAGUUAAUGGAAUAGAAAUACUUUGCCAAAAGCAGCAAAGUGCUCAUGCUCUGUUAAGUGUGUCUACUGGGUGGUCUGCAGUUGCUGUACAUAUUCUUGCAGAGGUCACGUUCUGAAAAUGUGUUUGAUUUUGUGUACUUUGCUUGCAUGUAUGUGUGGAAACUCCAGUGCUUGUGCACAGAUUCAGAUUGUAUUUGCUUAUUCCUGUAUAGAUAAAUCAGGGUUUGUGUGCUUUCACUGGAAUUUUCAUGCACAUCUCUUCUAAAAACAUUACCUUAAGACUUCAAAGAUGCAUUUGGUCUGCUAGAACUUGGCUGCACUGUGACAAACUGUGUCAUUGAACUCAGUCUUUAAACAGUACUAAUAUCACAAGUUCUCAGGAGUAGGGAUUGACUUGAGAGCUUAUUUCUGAGCAGAGCAACCCCUGCAAGGUUCCUCAGAUCUGAUCAGAGCCCACAGGUGCCAAUGUCGUGCAUGUCCUGAUACUGGACAGCACCACAGCUCCUGCAUUCAUGUCACACCACUGCAGGUGCAGCAGCCAGUUGCUAUGUUGUUGUCGGGCAAAGGGUUAGAACUCACUCACAUUAGAUCUUUUUUCUUUUUCUGAAAGCAAUGACCACACUUUUUUCACAGUAGUAAAUCCACUGUUUACAGGCUCCAUUUUUAAUGGGGGGACAUUUAAAGAUGUAUGUUAGGGAAAAUCUUGCUUAGUUCAUAGUCACUUCCAGUUAGAUAAAUUAGGUGGAUGACAGGCCAUUCUGUUGAGCUUUGGUAACUGAAGUUAAUAUAUGCUUACCUGCAAUUUUUUUUGUCAAAUAAUGAAGUCUUAUCUUUAAGUGGCCCAGAGAAAAACUUUGUCACUUGUAUAAUAAAAAUGUAAACCUUAAAGCAUUCUGUGAGUUGUCAUGUGCUGUUUGCUAAAGUCACGGGAUUUCAUUGCGUGCUUUGAUGUUUUUGUACAGAACUUCGUUUGAAAUAAUAAAAAAUUUGGUACAGUAA